UGUUUUUUUGCGGGCCAAGAUGAAUUUUUCUGCCUCUAGUGAUUACUGUGGCGACGCCAGGGUCAUUCUGCAAGCAAUCAUAACGCCUAACAAGAAGAAGCUGACAUUUUCACCCGGUGAUACCGUGCUAGACGUGGGAUGUGGUACCGGUGAAGAUACCAAAUUAACGGCGCUCAAAGUCGGCAAAGUCACAGGAAUUGAUUCAUCCAAAGAAAUGUUGGACUUUGCCUUGAAAAACAAUUCCUCCUCCAGCAUCACAUAUCUGCUGGAAGACGCACAGACUGUCGGUGACAAUCCUGAUCUGCGCGGGAAAUUUGACAAAGUUGUUUGUUUUCAUGUUCUCCAUUGGGUUCCUGACGUCAUCAAGGCACUUGGGAGCAUUUGUGACUGUCUAAAACCGGGAGGGGAAGCUCUAAUCAUCAUGGACAACCACAUUGACGACUUACUUUAUUAUUCCGCAGAUUAUUAUUUAGAAGACCAUGUCAAAUGGAGUAAAUAUGUUAAGGGCUAUACAAAUCAAUGCCAAUUGUGGACUAAAUCGGUACCAGCCACUGAGGAUGUACUCCCAUCUUGUGGUUAUGCAAAUGCCCAUUGUGAAGUUCAGGAACACGCCAUGGACUUAUCUGAGAAGCAAAUGAAAUUGCUUUUUCAGACCCAAAUGCCGCAAAUCUCGUUAAUUCACGAGAAUGAACGAGAUGAGUGUCUGGGAGAUUUGUGGAUCUGGGCCAAAACUCGCUACCAACCGAAACUCGGUGGCCAGACUGAAAAUGUCACCCUCUCAUUCAAAGUCAUGGUAAUGUAUGCAGAGAAGUCAACGUAG
Asterias rubens (European starfish) is the source of this 820-nucleotide messenger RNA. Its product is annotated as ubiquinone biosynthesis O-methyltransferase-like. Gene Ontology annotation, molecular function: S-adenosylmethionine-dependent methyltransferase activity. Bases 20 to 820 code for a protein of 266 amino acids. The record is from RefSeq and is a predicted model, not a curated record. The transcript is spliced from 4 exons. NCBI's taxonomy places the organism in Eukaryota, Metazoa, Echinodermata, Asteroidea, Forcipulatida, Asteriidae.